UUAUUUCACAAUACCGGACGAUCUCAGAAAUCACGUGCUAAAAACACGCCAAGGAGGAGGGCUAUCAGACUUCAUCUCCAACUCAUCAUCCUGAAUUUGAUCCUCCAAUUCGUACGAUACAUAGAUGUGAUGUGAGGAAGGGUGGAGCCGAGUUGUCUUCUAUAGGAAUUGACAUUCAUUCUACCGCUCUCUUUAACAAUUCAUUUUAUGGAAAACAUUCUUGCAACAAACACACCUAUACCCAUCCUCAGCGGCGAGAAGACAGAACUACAUCAUCACUCAACUCAAUGGCCAUGUCAUCUCUCAUAUGCCUCUUUCCCUUAAAACUGUUCGUAGCGUCUCUGCAAACUUAACUACAUACUCCGGAUUCAACAUUGUAUAGUGCGCCCCCUGCACGUCGUGAAAUCUCACGUCUUCUCUCACGAACUCCUUCCAUGCUGCCAAUCUGGUCUCUACCCAAUCCCUUCUAUUCUUCGCAACAUGGCUCAGAGGGUCUGCCACAAAUACAUCCAUACACUUGACGUUUCCCGAGGGGUCAUAGUUGACGGCCAUGUUUUGCGUGUUGAACGCAAGCCCAACCCACAUGAGAUAAUAUUCUUCUGUGAGGCCUAGCUCAUCCCACCGGUUCUGAUCGCAAUGCUUCCGCAGGUAGCGAAUGGCGUCAAGAUGACGGUUUUCCCGUUCAAACUCACAUAAGAUCGGUUUGUGAGUGUAGGCUUUUGCUUCGUCCAUCAAGCCGACGAAGUAGAAGAGAUGGAUAACGCACUCGUCCCAUAAGAGCUCACGCAUGCGGAACUUUAUAUGCGGCGGGAGAUUCCAGCUGCCGCAGUAUCGCACCUCAUCCCCGUCCCCCUCAAGCAGCUUGGCUACUUCAAACGCCACCAUGCCACCAAACGAGUAACCGGCGAUGGCGUAAGGACCUUGCGGCUGCCGUUUCUUAAUGGCAGAACGGUAUGUUUCAAAGACUUCUUGCAGUGAUUCGAAUGGUGUCUCGCCCUCGGUGGCGUUGAAUCCUCUUGCGCGGAAAGCGUAGACGGGACGAUCGGUUACGUGGUGAGCAAGGUUGACAAAAACCAGGACUUCACUGACGCCAGGGUGAACAAGCCAUAGAGGAGCUUUGUUUCCGAAGGGCUGGAGAGUCACAACUGGGUCGUACUUAUGUUCUCCUCGAUUCUUGGAUGUGGAAGUACGCUUUGCAAGACCUCUCACUGUAGGAUGACUCAGGAGGUCAGUCAGUUGGAUGGGCUUUAGGAGCUGCAGAUCCCUGUUGAUUUGCUGCAUGAUGGCCACAAGAUCCAUUGAUGUCGCCCCGGUUGCGAGAACAGAGUCAUUGACACCGAAAUCGUCCUCAUCUGGAAUUUCGAGUUGCUCUCGGAUGAUCUCCAGAAUUGUAGCCUCUUCAGACAUCUCUACCUUGCCACGGAUCUUGUGUCGAUACCUCUUGAUUGCCUCGUCAUUUAGAGUCUGUUGGGCUGCGAAGCUGCCUUCUUCUAGGGCAGCCUUUAACUUCGCCCGAGAGAGUUUCCCAAGAGUUGACUUGGGCAUAUCUUGGGGUUGUAGUGGUAUUACUUGAGGACGGGACCGAGUGUGCAUACUCGCAACUCGAACGAUGGUGUCUUGCGUCUCGAAACGGGCUUUGUCGUCUGCCUCAUCAUAUGACGGUAAGUAGAGUACGGCAACAACUUCAGUGUCCAUUGUCACAUCACGAGUACCAAAGCAGCAGAAGUAGCUUGCCGUGGCACCGAGAAUUUCAGCCUGUUCGAGUGUUGCGUCUAGCUCGUGCGGGAGGUACUUGACCCCAUUGAUAUUGAUUAUCUCUUUGGUACGGCCAUCAAGAUGAAGGUAGCCGUUCUUGUCGAUAUAAGCCAAAUCGCCUGUCCGAAACCAGCCAUCCCCAGUAAAUGCCUCUGCCGUGGCCUUGUCGUUAUUGUAAUAACCUUUGAAAAUAACGUCGCCAGUCAACUCUAAACUGCCUCGUUCUCCGACUUGUGCCUCGAUCCCAGAACCGUCGAGUUUGGUGAUGCGCAUGCGCACACCUGGCAUGCAUUUGCCGAGUGACGCAAACUCUAAAUUCUCCGCGCGAUCAUAGCUCGGACACCGGCUGUUAAAUAUGCAUCCGGCACAUGUCUCGGUCAUGCCAAAUGAGGGUUUGAAUACAUCUUCUGGAGCGCCAUAUUUCUGGAGCAGAGAUUGGAGACCAACGCAAACAUUUGUAACAUUCGCUUCACCACCUGUAUCUAGGUACAAAGUUUCUAGCUUCAGGUCUGCGUCCGUGGAUGCCUUGUCCGCCUCCAGUUGCCUGCGCAGCUUGGCAAGGAGGAUGUUUGGCGCGAAGGUCCGCGAGACACGGUGACGACUAACAAGGCGCAGGAGUUGCAUAGGAUCGACCAGCACUUCAGAUGCGGGGACCUGAACUUGUGAUACCUUGGACACAAUGGCAAAUAUGUGGCAAUGGACGAGGUUAGCUACGUGAUCCAUAUUCACCCAGGAGAGAAACGGGCUAUUUUGAUGCCGCAAGUUGGCAACCUGUGUUUUUCCACGAAAGGCUACAAGUAGCUGAUGGUGGGUUAACGGUACCACUUUUGCGUUGCCGCUGCUUCCAGAUGUGAGCAUUAGAGCAAUCACAUCAGAAGGGGAAGGUCGGAAAGGUAGGGGCUGCCAGGAUUUAAUGGGUGGUACGGCUUGAAUAUCGCCAAUGACAAACGUAUUAAUGCGGUCUUCCCCGCUUUGCUCUUUGAAAGGACCUAGUAGGAGCAGCUGAGUGAGGCAUAUUGGUCCCUUCAGCGUGCUAUGGAGAUGGCUCAGAUGCUUAUGCCUGUCACUUGGGUUCUGACUGAACAUCGAGGGGCUGGUGAUGGCGGGGAUUCCGCCAGCUAACAAAACAGACCAGUACCAGAUGAUGGUGUCUAAGGUAUUGUCGAAGUGGAUGAGCACGACAUGUCCAGGCUUGCAGAUGCUUUGCUGACGAAGCCGAUUUGCAUUUUCUUCCGCCUGCUGAAGCAGCUCACUGUACGAAAGCUGCUGGACUGCAGAAGUCCCGCUAGUGUUGUUGGGCUGAUAUGCGAUGAUCCCCUCAGUUGUUUCUCUGGCGGCAUGUCGCAAGGCGUCAAUGAUGUUGUCGAAGUCGUAUCCAUUUUGUGGGAUCGCCGUAAGCGGAAGAGCGCCAUUGGUGGUGGGUUCAGACACUCUAUCUGCCAUCUUAUCUUCCACGUUGGCUUUCUUCGAGGUUUGCACGAUUGAAGGCGCCAUGUUAAUGUGCUAGGAAUGAAACUUGAAUGAGAAAUAUACUGAAGUACUGCUACUGACAGUUAUAUAGCCGGAAAGACAGAAAACGUGGAAAUGGAUUCCUAUAAGGACAGAAGGAUGCAGAUUAUUAUCAGCAUAAGAAUGUCCCUUGGACGUCCAGCUUACGGGUUGCAUCCACGGAGUUUAUCCUAUUGCAUUGAACAAUGAUGCGCCGCUCUCGAAGAGCAACAUGGCAUUGACAAUAUCAACGUGCUACGAGGUUAACCGCCUUUAUAAUGUUUUUACCCCUUGGGGCUAUUUGGUAAUAUGAUACCACACCACAGCAUGAGACACAAUCCCAGCCAUGAGAAAUUCUCUUACACGAGGGUUGAAAAGCGAAAGUUUUUUUCAAGACGGGACACAGGGUGGCAAAACAGCUGGCAAUGUGCCUGGAGAUCCAGGUGGUUCUCGUUUUAUUCAUCUCAAAGAAUUCACGAAUCUACAAAUUCGCUUUCCCUUUUCAGGCAAAAUACUACGAUAUGGGGAAAGAAUCCCAAAGUUAAUCAUUGAUGGAAUGCUUACCUUUGGCCUGAAAGGAUGGAAACUCUAAUCACACAGUUAUUGCUCAGGUUCAAACAAUUUUAACAUCCUUGACAAUCUCAUGCAGUUGCCGGCUGCGAUCCAUGCGUUUCCGGUGUGCACAUCAGCCCAACUUAAUUGUUGUGCGACCCUGGAAAAGAAAAUAACCCGACCAAUUGCCAGACAUGGUUAUUAUCUAUGGGACCACGAAACCGGAUUAUUGAUAUCUUUUGUAUAGCAUCAUGGGUCAUUAUUGUCUGUAUAACAAACGCGGAGGGCUGCUGGAGGAUCGCAGAAAUAACAACCUCUGAAGAAUCGAGUAAGUAUAUAUAGAGAAUCUUGCACCAUUUCACCGCUUCGGAUUAUUCGAUGUUGCUAUUGAUGAUCAUCGCCCCGAAACCUUCUCUCUUGAAUCAAUUGUUGAAACCUUGUUACCAAUCUUCGUUAUUCGCGUAUUCUCCUUAAGGAUACCCAAAAUUAAUCAAUAUGGCCGGGCAAGCCGUUUCCGCGAUCCCUGAGGCAGCUUCUGCGUUUCAACAGGCAGCAAAAGUUACAGCCACACGGUUCUGGUCUCAUUAUCUCCGCUCCAUCAUGGCGCCAUUGUUCAAAUCGGUGGGAGCUUACACGGAAUCCGAGCAAGAAUCCCAUCUUCAGUUUAUGGACGAGCAUAUUGCAACGAAUCUCGGACCUCUACCAAAUGAUCCUCAUUCACCAUAUGUUGUGCCCGCAGCGAUAGUUGGCGCUCCCUUUGAUCCCAGUAUCAAUUUGACUUCAUUUGGCAGUGGGAAAGUUCGCUUCGAUUACACAGUCGUUGAGCCGAUCGAGCGCCCGAAGGAGGACCCCUUCUCCGAAAAUUUGGCCAGAGAGAUGCUACAUAAGUUAGCCUCGGUCGUAGGAGCAGACACGAGGUGGAUGGACAGCCUCAUGUCGUCGCUUUAUUUAUCACCCGCCGAAACUGAUGCUCUCCUGGCCAGUAUGCCGCCGCAACUUCUCUGCCCACCCGCUUGUAUCGGCGUGGAUUUUGACGGGCCCAAAAGGACGCUUAAGGCGUACAUUCCAGGGGUACGUAAGGCUCUUGCCACUGGACAGUCUUCGGCCGAGCUUGUGUUGGAGGCUAUACGGGAUCUAAAACCAUUAGGAUCCGAGCUCGCGCCGGCCGCGGAUCUUUUAGCUGAAUAUCUCGCCAACUGCAAACAUGACAUUAUUCUUUUGUUGGCAGGAAUUGAUUGCAUUGACCCCACAAGACAUAAGAAUGCGCGGGUUAAAUGCUAUCUUCAUAGCAAGGCAAAUUCAUUUAGUGUCGUUCGUGACGUGAUGACGCUUGGUGGGCGUCUAAAUGACGAGGCGUCGCUUAAGCGGGUCGACAUUCUGCGAUCUAUCUGGCCAUUGCUCUUGAACGAGCCCGAAGAUACUAAACAAAUUGAUGAUGACUGGUCGAAGCCCGAACGUAUCAAAGAGAAGCUCUACACUGGGAUACGUUAUACGGUUGAGAUGACACCCGGAAAAAAGAUCCCUGAAACUAAAUUAUACAUGCCAGUUUUCCAGUACACGGAGACUACCGACAUAACAGAAAAAAAUUUCGAGAAUACUCUGAAGAAACUGAACAUUGAAUGGGGCCAUAAUGGGAAGUAUGGAGAGGUCAUGGAGGCUGUUUUCGGGAAAGAAAAAGAUUAUACACAGAUUUUCAGUUCCUUUUCAUACACCGCGGGGAAGGGCGCGUACACAACGUCGUAUUUUGCGAAGCCAAUAAGGCAGUAAAAUGGCACAAUUUUUUGUGGAAGGGUAAUUUGCUAUUUGUUCUGAUGCACUACUUCUUACUUCUUAGUCAAGUUUUUUAUCCUGCUGUGGUUUUAAGAUUAGCCAUUGGAGAGCUUGAGAUGGAAUAAAUUGUAGAAUUUAGGAUAGGAGAAUAGCAGUGUUCUAAGCCUUUGUGUUGCAUAAAUCGCGUUGAUAUAUUUUGUUACAAGUGAAUGGUUUAUUUCCAGGGUCCCACGUUAUUCUUGAGUAGUUAAGAUUUUGCCCAUACAAACCGAGAUAUCCUAACUGGAGAGAAUCGACAUUGGGCUGAGACAAAAGCACUCGCACGUUUUCUUGGUCUUACCAACCCCACGUCAUGACUUCCGGGAACUCUGUUACACGGGGGGAUACGGGCUGAUAUGGUUCUCGAUUUGAAAUCAACAAGAAAAGUUUUUACUAGCUUUGGCAGGGUUGAUACGAAUUCUAACUUUCAUUGCACUACUCUCCAAGAAAUAUCAAGAUCUG
This is a messenger RNA of Blastomyces dermatitidis ER-3, 6066 nucleotides long. Its product is annotated as TdiB protein, variant 2. The record is from RefSeq and is a predicted model, not a curated record. The coding region runs from base 4291 to 5562 and encodes 423 amino acids. Lineage: Eukaryota; Fungi; Ascomycota; Eurotiomycetes; Onygenales; Ajellomycetaceae. Gene Ontology annotation, biological process: alkaloid metabolic process. Gene Ontology annotation, molecular function: transferase activity, transferring alkyl or aryl (other than methyl) groups. The transcript has 3 exons.